CAGCGGAUUGGAGACUCGGGCAACAGGCAGGUAGCACAGCUCCCACCCAGCUUUCUAGGGACAUCGGGUUCACGGGGACUCAACGGGGGCAUCACAGGUAGCUAUACUCUGGGCACGCCAUGGGGCGUUUCAAGUAAGGGUAGCCUAGGCAUGUAGUAAGGCAGUUCAUGACCCGGGUGGUCUGUGCGCACAACAGGGACAGCUCAGGACACCGGUAGUUAGUGCACACAGCAGGGACAGUUCAAAAGACAGGUAGUUGGUGCACACAACAGGGACAGUUCAAAACAUGGGUGGUCAGUGCGCACAGCAGGAACAGUUCAAAACACGGGUGGUCAG
Staurois parvus is the source of this 336-nucleotide messenger RNA. The record is from the annotation of a GenBank genome assembly. Lineage: Eukaryota; Metazoa; Chordata; Amphibia; Anura; Ranidae.